Salvelinus sp. IW2-2015 is the source of this 684-nucleotide messenger RNA. RefSeq names its product caskin-2-like. Gene Ontology annotation, molecular function: protein binding. The record is from RefSeq and is a predicted model, not a curated record. Lineage: Eukaryota; Metazoa; Chordata; Actinopteri; Salmoniformes; Salmonidae.
CCAGCAGCAGUAGUCAGUCAGUGAGUGUUGAGGUGUCAUCUAGUGUGUGGGCCAGAUGUGUGGGGUUGUUUAUGCCACUGGGCCACUCCUGUUUUACCUCACACUCACCUGUGGGUCCUCCCAUGUCAAAUCACAGGACUCCUAAAGGUUUCAAACUUGUGUGUGUGCAUUAUCCCUUGUCCUAACAGUGCAUGAAAUGUACAUGUGUUGGUAACAGUUGAAGCCAUCACUCAUCACCCUGUCUUUUCUUUAUCACCCCUCCUUCUCCCCCCCUUGUCUCACUUUCUCUUCUCUCUCUCGCUCUCUCUCUUCUUUCUCUCCUUCAAUUUCCCUUUCUCCUCUUCUGUCUCCAUGGCUUUAUGACUUUCUUGACCUCCCUCCUGUCAGGUUGCUCAGCUGUUGUUGAGCAGUAACAUGGUGGUGGCUCUGUUAGAGGGGAAUAGUAAGGAACCUGCAGACUCAGGCUUCAACACUCCGCUGCACCUCGCCGCACGCAACGGACACAAGGACAUCAUCCGGUUGCUGCUGAAAGCGGGCAUCGACAUCAACAGGGCCACUAAGGCUGGCACUGCCCUGCACGAGGCUUCCCUCUACGGCAAGACGGAGGUGGUCAGACAGCUGCUAGAGGCUGGUAUAGAUGUGAACAUCCGUAACACGUACAACCAGACAGCCUGGACAUCGUGA